Molecule: messenger RNA, 2097 nt
Organism: Rhineura floridana
Lineage: Eukaryota; Metazoa; Chordata; Lepidosauria; Squamata; Rhineuridae
Exons: 2
Coding region: 176-853 (225 amino acids)
Source: RefSeq, a predicted model, not a curated record
GAGAUCAGGGCCAGACUAGCUGAGACAGGUGCGUUUCCCGACCUCACCAAGGGAAAGUUGCUGCAGGGGUUAUUAAAAGCAGCUGGGCAAACGGGAGGGACCACUUGCGUUUAUUAGUGGAGGGGGGUUAGAAUGAUUAGGUAGGACAGCACCCCCGCUUGGAGACGUGUGCGCCAUGAAGAGGGCUUUGUUAGGCGUUUUGGUCCCACUGCUGGCUCUCGGGGGAGACCCCUCUGCGAAGACGGGGGAGGGGGGUGAAUUGUGCCGCAACUGGCUGUACGGGACGGAGCCGCCAUCGGUGGGGGUCUUUCAAUGCGUGGAGCAACGCGACGGGGCGGGCGCCCAGUUCCGCUGCGGGACUUGCAACUGUGGCUCCUUGGAGGAGGCUCUCGCCGAAGGGCGGCUGCGGCCGUCCGCCAGAAAGCUGCCUGCGAUCCUUGAGGGCGAAGGAGAGUUCAGGCAGGCUUCGGCUCCUAUGCCGGACUCGGUGUGCACCGUUUGGGGCAUCGCUUUAGCCCUUAUUUUUAUUGCGCUUUGCUACUGGGUUUACAAAUGUUGGAUUCAGAGCCAGCCCCGUAGUGAACGGCAGAUGAUUUAUCUGGAUGAUUAUUUCCCUACGACGCGCUCAGUCAUUGACUUCUUCUGUCGCUGUGGUGCCUGCUUGAGAAGAGCUCCACCAUCAUCUGGGCCUGAGCGCCUUCAGGACAAUUCUCCCGCACUGGACCAUACACCUGCUGUGCCAUUGCAUCGUGAGAGCUCUGGGGACAAGGCGAUCAUCUUGCCUCCAGCAUCUUCUCCAGUUGGGACAGCUUCUGGUCACAUUUCGCAGCCAAGCUUGGAGAAUGGAUCUUGAUCCAUCCAGUGAUGCAACAAGGCAUUAUCCUCUAAAUAGCUAAGCAAGGUGGCUUAAGCACCACUCCAAGCUAGUCACAGCAUACUUUUAGGAUCAAGUAAAUGAACUAACCAUGUAUAAUGAUUAUUUUAAUAAUGUACAUCAAAUGUAGCCAUAAUAGUGGUGCCCUCCUGACUACAAGUCCCAUCACCCCUGAUGCAUUUGGCCAUGCUGACUGGGCCUGAUGGCAGUUCAGCAGCAACAUUUGGAGGGCAUCACACUGUCCACACCUGAUUUAUACUGAAUCUGACUGUUCUUUUACAUGUAGUGCUUCCUUGAUUCUUAGUGCUGUCAACCUUUUAAAAACAAGACACUGGCAUGUUGUCAUUGAGUAUUUGCUGGACCCCUACUCACCCACCCCUCAAAUUCAUGCUGUAGGUUACAGGCAGCUCCUUGGGGACAAAAUGUUUCCCAAUGGAUUGUUAUACUUAAGAGAAGGAUGGCUUUAACCAGAGGGGGUAUUUUCAAUUCUUUUCACUCUGGCAACAGAAGGCUAAAACCAAGUUGCCUGGACUUGGUCAUGCUGCACAGUCUUUCACAUGCCCCGGGACUGAACUGCAGACUAUUAAAUGCUUUCCCCUUCAGUUGGAAAUGUACAAUGAAUACAACUCCACCCCUCCCUUCUCUAAUUCUGGUAGGUCUAUCUCUGAAUUCAAGGUUUAUAUGGGAUGAUGUGUGUUGUGCCCCAAACUGGGAAGGGGGGAAGAGGGUGCUCAUUUUAUAACUUGGUAGGGAGACCACUGACCAGGCAAAGCCCAAAGGCAGCCCCUAAAAUGAACGCUGCAAACCCUUGGCAGAGAAGACAUGACAAAGUAUUGUUCAGCUGCCACAUGAAACAGUAUUUCUCAGUAAUUCUCCUAGAGGAAUGUGCUUUAGGGCAGCUCAUCUAUGUACUAUUCUCUCUCUGUGUGUGACAGUUCCUACUGAAGAAUUAUUGUCUACCACCUAUUGGCACAAGCCAAGGACAUCUCUCAUAGGGCCAAUAUCCCACACGGUACACCCAAGGCCUUUUAAAACAUGAUGAUUGUAUGACCAGUUCUGUGCAUUAUCCAUAAAGGGGCAAAACAGGUGAGCAUUGUUGGGUGUCUCCUGAAACAAUUGCUUCCGGGAUGCAUGGAGCUGUUUUCGUCGCACAGACACUUGUCAAAUGUAUAUUUCCGAAUGUAUGCACCAAAUCACCAAUAAAAAUGCAUGUAGUAUUUUUA